AUGUCUAGCAGGACAGACAGAGCAUGUAUGCUCUGCGGGAUAAUUCAACCGUUCAGACGAUUUGUGGACGAUGGUUGUCCCAACUGCGAAAGUGUAUUGCAUUUCCAAGAUAAUGAAGACGGCCAAGUACAAGAUUGUACUUCACCAUCAUUUGAGGGCUUGGUCGCUUUAGGAGAAGAUAGUAACAAAUCUUGGGUUGCCCGGUGGCUUCGUAUAGAUUCCUUUGUUCCUGGGUUAUAUGCUGUGAAGGUUAAUGGUAAGUUACCUCCACACUUUAUCAAUGACUUGACUGACCAAAAUAUUAGUUAUAGACCAAGAGAUGGUAGUGCAGAUGACUAA
Lizanozyma spartinae is the source of this 339-nucleotide messenger RNA. It is a transcript of the gene SUPT4H1, whose product is annotated as transcription elongation factor. The coding region runs from base 1 to 339 and encodes 112 amino acids. NCBI's taxonomy places the organism in Eukaryota, Fungi, Ascomycota, Pichiomycetes, Serinales, Debaryomycetaceae. Gene Ontology annotation, biological process: chromatin organization; mRNA processing; regulation of transcription elongation by RNA polymerase II. The record is from RefSeq and is a predicted model, not a curated record. The transcript has a single exon. Gene Ontology annotation, cellular component: nucleus; DSIF complex. Gene Ontology annotation, molecular function: zinc ion binding; RNA polymerase II complex binding.